Molecule: messenger RNA, 975 nt
Organism: Aureobasidium vineae
Lineage: Eukaryota; Fungi; Ascomycota; Dothideomycetes; Dothideales; Saccotheciaceae
Source: the annotation of a GenBank genome assembly
AUGACUUCAAACCUUCAGCCUCAGCCUCGAGGCGAUGCUUCAGUGCGUGAAUUCGGCAGAGACUUUCUGGCCUUCUCAAUUCAGCACGGCAUACACUGUGUACCUAUUGAUGAUUUCGAGAGUGACUCGGACUAUGCUGUCCGAAGAGCUCUCAAGAGAGUGGAAGAACUCAAUCGACAAGCCGAUUUCUACGACAUCAUCUCUCGGUUGCUCGAGGGACGUCUUUUCCUACCAACCGACUUGACGCCAGAAUUCGUACUCGACUGUGGAAGCGGCAGCGGCAUCGAGUGGGCAGAAGAAGUGAUGGAAAAGUCAGAGCUGGGGCCAGGGUCUUCCAGCUCAGAGGACGACGACUUCGCAUGCCAGGUAGUUGCUGUUGACAUUUUCCAUACCGAAGGAUCAUCGCCCGGAGUGGUAAAGAAGAGGUGGAAUUUGAAUGGACCUUUUCGUUACGACCAAGAGGAACUUGCCAGAGACAAGUAUGAUCUUGUCAACUCACGCUUCCUUGCAGACAGUAUCAACGCAAACCGAUGGGGGUCUUACGUACAAGACCUCCAUGACCGACUCAGGGCUGGUGGUUGGCUCCAGAUGCUCGAAGCUCAGUUCCAUAUCCAAUCGCACAGCGGAAGACCUCUGGAGUAUCUGUCGAGAUGGUGGACUAUCUACAGUCAGGCUUUGGAAAGGCACAACAAGGACCCAAGAGUCGGAACGGAGUUGUCGAGGUAUAUGGCCAAUGCCGGGCUCGUCAACAUUGUCAUGGAGCCGAAACGACUGCCAGUCGGAGAAUGGCAUCAAGACCCUCGCUUGAGAGAGAUAGGUAGGGAUAUGAAGCCGAUAGCUGUGCAAACUCUGAGGUCGUUGGGUCUAUGGCAUUGCCGUCGGGCUGGUAUGCAGGAAGUCGACUUCGAAGAUCUGAUCGCCGGUUGUGAAAGAGAGAUCUCAGACGCGAGUCUACGACUCUAUAUUCCGUUGUAA